Messenger RNA from Malassezia japonica, 1041 nucleotides. RefSeq lists its product as uncharacterized. The transcript has 6 exons. Lineage: Eukaryota; Fungi; Basidiomycota; Malasseziomycetes; Malasseziales; Malasseziaceae. Gene Ontology annotation, molecular function: oxidoreductase activity, acting on the CH-CH group of donors. The record is from RefSeq and is a predicted model, not a curated record. The coding region runs from base 1 to 1041 and encodes 346 amino acids. Gene Ontology annotation, biological process: lipid metabolic process.
AUGUACGACCUGGUACGGAGGACGUUUCAGGCGGCGGCGGUGUGCCUGCCGCCGGUGCUCUUUUUCGUCGACGCGCCAUUUGGGCGGUUUGCGAUCGACUCGGCGUGGAACUGGAACGGCAAUGCGUCGUGGAUGACGAUGGAGCUCGUCGCGCCGAUCACCGCGACGUACUUUGCAUGGCCGCAUUGCAACGCGAUGCUCGCACUGUACGUGCUGCACUAUAUCAACCGUGCCAUCGUGCAGCCGCUGCGCAGCCCGACACGCUCGCCGCUGCAUGCCGUGGUCGUCGUCUGCGCAGUGUUCUUUAACGCCAUGAAUGGGUUCUUGCUCGGAACGUGGCUACGGGGCGAGGGCCAGGUCGUAAAGGCGCCGUUUGCAGGCGCCUACACGCUGGGCCUCGCCGUCUUUGCCGCGGGGCUCGCGGGGAAUAUCUGGCACGACAAUGUGCUCGUGCAGCUGCGGCGCACGCCGUCAGGGCCGCACGUCCAGACAUCCACAUCGCACUACCGCAUACCUUACGGAGGACUGUACACGUGGAUCAGCUACCCCAACUAUCUCUGCGAAUGGAUCGAGUGGAGCGGUUGGGCGCUCAGCUGCCUGAGCAGCAUUCCGCACGACAAUGCGGGCCUUUUCUCGCAGCCGCCAGUCCUCUUUGUCGUGCUCGAAAUAGCCGUCAUGCUCCCGCGCGCCGUGCGGGGACACCGCUGGUACCGCGCGCAGUUUGGCGUCGCGCCGCACGGCACGUACCCCGCACGCCGCCGCGCCGUCCUGCCGGGCGUUUCGGGGCUCAAGUACUCUGGCAAUCUCCAGCUGGAGCAUUUGCACUCGCGGUAUACCGGUACAAUCCACCCCGACAUCUCGCGGCAUCAAUGGCUCUCGCACCAGCACCGUGAUACGUCGACGACCAUUAUCGGGAACGGCGCGCUGACGUCCUACCUGUCGCUGGCCGACGGGAACACCAAGGCACGCACGCGCUUUGAGCAGUGCGAGCGCAUGCUCCAGCCGUGCGGCCCGCCACCGCAAAAGCAGCGCGACGAGUAA